This is a messenger RNA of Insectozyma verbasci, 1764 nucleotides long. NCBI's taxonomy places the organism in Eukaryota, Fungi, Ascomycota, Pichiomycetes, Serinales, Debaryomycetaceae. The record is from the annotation of a GenBank genome assembly.
AUGGAUAGAAUAUUUUAUAAGACAACUUUACGAGAUCCGAUAACAAAUUAUCCAAUUUAUAUAUUUGAUACUUCUUAUUUACCAUCACCAGAAGAUAUAAAUUAUGAUGAAUUUAUAAUAACAUUAAUGAACAUUUUACCACUCAAACCAUAUAUUUUAAUAAUUUUCAGUUGCGGAUUAAAUAAAUUAAGUUGGAUAUGGGGUUUAAAAUUCUUUAAAAACUUUUUAGACUCAAAUAAUAAUGAUAUUACCAAUUUGAUUAAGAUUUUCAUUAUACAUGAUUCUUGGUUUCUUAAAAGUUUAACGUCGAUAAUUCAUAAUUUUAACUCCACGAAAAAGAAUUUAGAACAUAUAAAUAAAUUAUUGGAUACAUUUACUAUUAAUCCUAUAGGUGCCCAUAAUUCCGACCAUUUUCAAACUAUUGUAAUUCAUUGCAAGACAUUAAGUGAAUUAAGUAAUUAUUUAGAUUUGACAAAUUUGAAAAUAUCAUUAAAUAUUUAUAAAUAUAAUUUACAAUUUGAGAGGGAGAUUAAGCUAUCAAUGACGGUUUUGCCUAUUAUUAACCCCACAGUCAAAUUAAAUCAAUACGAAUUUCCAAUUUUAUAUCAUCAUUUAUACCAAUUAUUUAAUAUAAUGAAUGAAAAUUGCACAAGAGUGGAAAUGUUAUUUUACAAACCGGGAAAUAAAGUGAAUACGGACCUAUUAUAUCAAUGUAUUUUAAGAAAUCAAUUGAUCUGGAUAAAUGAUUGGGAUUUAUAUAGUAUAUCAACUACAUUCAAGAAGAUACUAAUGGAGUUGCCAUAUUCAUUGAUAAAUACUGAGGUAAUAGAAUUACCAAUCGAAGAUACUAUAGAUUAUUCAAAAAGGAUAUUUAUGAAAAAUAUUGAGUUUUUAAGGUCUAAGAAGGAAACUGAGAACUAUGAUCAAUUAUUGUUACAAUUCUUCACCAUGUUGAAUAAGAUUUAUAUAAAUCAACAUAUUACAAAACAUACAUCAGUCACAUUAUCUAAAUGCCUAUCACAUUGUUUGAGUCAUGAAAUUAUAUCAAAUAAAAAUUCAAGUCAAAUUCAAAUUGUAAGUAGAUUCAUAAAAGGUGCAAUUGAGAAUUGGAAUGAAAUAAGUAGAAGUUAUAAGAUUGUAUCAAUUCAAGACUCUAUUAAUGGUAGAGGUUACAAUAAUGGCAACAAAAGCAGAGUUGAAAAUUUUGAUACUUCAUACGAUAUAAAUUACGAUUUAACAAUUGAGGAAGACGAUGAUGAAGAAAGAGUAAAGAUCAAUACAACAAACAUACUACAGAGUAAUAAUUAUUUGAAACACACCAAACCAAAGGACAACAAUGAGAAUCAAGAAACAAAGACUAUCAAACCAAGUAUACAAUCAAGUGAGUCAAAAACAACCAAAUCUAAUACUGAAGAAACAGAUAAAUCGGUAGAGAAAUCAAAGCAAGGUACAGGCUCAAAUACAAUUGUAAAAUCACGUAAGAAAACACAAUCUAUAGAUUCAACAUCCACAAAUAUAGCGAAACAACCUAAAGUUCAUAAGAAAACAUUAUCUGAUGUUUCAAAUAUUCAAAUUCAAUUCCCACCUCAAAAGUAUAAAUUUGAAGUAAGUAAUGAAAAGAAACCAAAUAAAUUAUCACCACUACCACCAGUUACAGUAGUUACAAAUUCUAAGAAACCAGUUAUACGAGGUAGAAAAGUUGGUCAAUUGGCAAAAUUAUUUGAAGAAAGAUGUGAAGGUAUUGAAAUUUUGAAUAAAAUGUAA